AUGUCAAACAAUUAGAGAGAUAAGACAACCAAGCCAUUUUACUUUGAUCCCGAACAACACGAAAUUCCUUCCAGAGCUGAAGAUUACAACAAGAGUCCAGCAUAUGUAGAGGCCAAGGACUUAGAUUUCAACUGUUAAACAUAUGCUUAUGCUUACAGUUAAACUGUGGUGAGAAGACUUGCUGCUGAGCAGCCAGACUUCUUUGAAGAGAAUGGAACUACCAAGCUAGAUUUAAUCAUGCAUCUCGUUAAUAACAUGUGUUUACCUGUCACAAAAUAUAAGAACAGAAUGUUUAGAGAAAGAACAGCAGAAAUUAAGUCAGAAUAUCAUCUCAAGGAUGAGAUUAGAAGAUUAUCUAAUGGAGGUGAUAAAUUCCAUCCAUACAUUUGA
Molecule: messenger RNA, 390 nt
Organism: Stylonychia lemnae
Lineage: Eukaryota; Ciliophora; Spirotrichea; Sporadotrichida; Oxytrichidae
Source: the annotation of a GenBank genome assembly